Messenger RNA from Phyllopteryx taeniolatus (common seadragon), 1584 nucleotides. Its product is annotated as D(5)-like dopamine receptor. Gene Ontology annotation, biological process: adenylate cyclase-activating adrenergic receptor signaling pathway. The coding region runs from base 263 to 1258 and encodes 331 amino acids. The transcript has a single exon. The record is from RefSeq and is a predicted model, not a curated record. Lineage: Eukaryota; Metazoa; Chordata; Actinopteri; Syngnathiformes; Syngnathidae. Gene Ontology annotation, molecular function: G protein-coupled receptor activity. Gene Ontology annotation, cellular component: membrane.
CACCGCGGACGAGCGCAGCCAGCAGCGGCCGCCGUCGCCGUCGCCGCCGCCGCCGCCGGUGACCGCGUCGGCGGGCGAGGACGCGGUGAGCGUGGGUCGCGCGCUCACCGGCUUGGUGCUGUGCGCCCUGAUCGUGUCCACGCUGCUGGGCAACACGCUGGUGUGCGCCGCCGUGGUCAAGUUCCGCCACCUGCGCUCCAAAGUCACCAACUCGUUCGUCAUCUCGCUGGCCGUGUCCGACCUGUUCGUGGCCGUGCUCGUCAUGCCGUGGCGCGCCGUGUCGGAGGUGGCGGGCGCGUGGCUCUUCGGCCGCUUCUGCGACACGUGGGUGGCCUUCGACAUCAUGUGCUCCACGGCGUCCAUCCUCAACCUGUGCAUCAUCAGCAUGGACCGCUACUGGGCCAUCUCCAGCCCCUUCCGCUACGAGCGCAAGAUGACGCGCCGCUUCGCCUUGCUCAUGAUCGGCGUGGCGUGGACGCUGUCCAUCCUCAUCUCCUUCAUCCCGGUGCAGCUCAACUGGCACCGGGACGCGGCGGCGGGGGCGGCGCGCGCCAACUCCGACUGCAACGCCAGCCUGAACCGGACCUACGCCAUCGCGUCGUCCCUCAUCAGCUUCUACAUCCCCGUGCUCAUCAUGGUGGGCACGUACACGCGCAUCUUCCGCAUCGCGCAGACGCAAAUCCGCCGCAUCAGUUCGCUGGAGCGCGCGCCCGCGCAGGACGAGAGCGCGCUGAAGAGUUCCUUCAAGAGGGAGACCAAAGUGCUGAAGACGCUGUCCGUCAUCAUGGGCGUGUUCGUCUUCUGCUGGCUGCCCUUCUUCGUGCUCAACUGCGUGGUGCCCUUCUGCCAGGCGGCGGACUGCGUCAGCGACACCACCUUCAGCAUCUUCGUGUGGUUCGGCUGGGCCAACUCGUCGCUCAAUCCGGUCAUCUACGCCUUCAACGCCGACUUCCGCAAGGCCUUCUCCACCAUCCUGGGCUGCAACCGGCUGUGCUCCGCCUCGGCCGUGGAGGCCGUGGACUUCAGCGACCAGCUGGUGUCCUACCACCACGACACCACCGCGCCCAAGGAGGCCGCCGCCGCCGCCGCAGGGCCCCGGCGCCACCGCUUCGACCAAGUCUCGGUGGUGUCGGACGACUCUCGGACCCGCGCCGACCCGCCGCUGCCCGCCGUCCUGCGGAGCGAGGCGGACAUCUCUCUGGACAUGACGCCCUUCGGUGACCCCUACGCCGUCCCGGGUCACGUGCAGGACCCGUGACCCUUCCACGAGGGUUCUUUUAAUAAUCCCUUCGUCUCUCCGUUACGUUUUCCGAUGAAUCGGAUUCAAAGAAUCGAUGUUUUUUCAUUUCCGUCCCACGUGAUUUCAAAUUGACAGUGAAGAAAAUGCACAAAAACUCUUUGAUGAGGAUUCACUUCCCGGUUUGGUACGUAAUAUCUGGCAGAAAAUCGGCAAAAAUGUCGAUGAUUGCGUUCCAAAGUACAAACGUUUGCAAAUGUCUCAUUUUGAAAAAAAUCACAUCAAAUAACCAGUCGACAGAAAUCGGAGAAUAUUCACUGUUGGGCGGCUGCAAUUCUGAAGAUUUG